Coregonus sp. 'balchen' is the source of this 5175-nucleotide messenger RNA. The record is from the annotation of a GenBank genome assembly. NCBI's taxonomy places the organism in Eukaryota, Metazoa, Chordata, Actinopteri, Salmoniformes, Salmonidae.
CAGGAAGAAGGACAGGCGCACGCGUGAAGAAGGGAAUGAUGGUGGGAUAGGAAGGCAACGCAUCAAGCUGGAUGAUAGCUAUCGAUUCCCAACAGUUCACUAGAGCUAAUAGAUCGUACAUCACCCAAAGGUAUUUGCUACUACUAGCACUGUAGCUAGUUCCCGUAGAACGACACCCUGGAACAAACAAAAAUGCCGAACAUUAAGAUAUUUAGCGGUAGCUCGCAUCGGGAACUGUCUCACAAAAUCGCCGACCGUCUUGGGAUGGAACUCGGGAAGGUUGUGACCAAGAAAUUCAGCAAUCAAGAAACAUGGUAAGUGUAAACUUUUAAUCUAUAGAAAGCUAAUCUGUUUAAAUCUUAUGUUACAGAAAGAUGAGUGAGAAACGUUACGUUAGCGUGCUGUUUCUGAUGCUGCCUCGCAAUGGUGCUUGGAACUUGUAGUUUGUCACGCAUCACUGGCGUUCAUUUUGGCGCUCAGUUUGUUGUCUUUAGGGCUAGCUACACUUCCCCAUACAUUUCUGGAUAUUGUGAGAGCUGACAACCCAUACAGGCUAUAACCACGAUUGAAUGACACGUUUUGUUAAAAACACAAGUGAAACAAUUGUUACUUGCAACACUGAUGCAACAAGCGGUGUACUUCUCAUUCUGUGCUGUUCAGUACUUUUCUCAUACCAUGGUUGUAUUGUCACUGAACUUAGCCAACUCCAAACUCUUCUCUUGUCACUGCACUUCUAAGGCCCUUAGCGCUAAACACCUGUAGGCUGUGUUUUCUCUGUCUCGUGAUUAUCCAUCACCACGGGGGCCACGGGGGCCAGUAUGAAAAUGUAUGCACUCACUAACUAUUAGUCUCUCUGGAUAAGAGCGUCUGCUAAAUGACUAAAAUGUAAAAAUGUAAUGCUGUGUUAGCAGAGAGCGUUGUUUAACCUGUCCUCCCCUUCACUCCUCCCCUUCCCUGGGCCCUAACAGUGUUGAGAUCGGGGAGAGUGUGCGUGGAGAGGAUGUCUACAUCGUACAGAGCGGCUGUGGGGAGAUCAAUGAUAAUCUGAUGGAGCUGCUGAUUAUGAUCAAUGCGUGUAAGAUCGCCUCUGCCUCCCGGGUCACAGCGGUCAUCCCCUGCUUCCCCUACGCACGGCAGGACAAGAAGGACAAGGUGGGGGUGAGGGACAGAUGCCUAGUUACUUUACUGUCACACCGCCGACCAUUAUACCACAUCACCAGAGUUAGGGUCAAUUCCAUUUAAAUUCCAGUCAAUUCAGAAGGAAACCAAAUUUCCAUUUCCCACAUUUUCUUCAUUGAAAAGGUACUUCCUGAAUUUUUAUUUUGUAUUUUUAUUUCACCUUUAUUUAACCAGGUAAGCCAGUUGAGAACACGUUCUUAUUUACAACUGCGACCUGGCCAAGAAAAAAACAACUGCGAUAAAAACAACAACACAGAGUUACAUAUGGCGUAAAACAAAACAUAAAGUCAAAAAUACAACAGAAAAUAUAUAUACAGUGUGUGCAAAUGUAGCAUGUUAUGGAGGUAAGGCAAUAAAUAGGCCAUAGUGCAAAAUAAUUACAAUUGACUAGAAUUUUUAAAUGGAAUUGACCCCAACCCUGCCAUUAAACCACAUCACUGACCAGUGACCCGACCACCCAUGUUUGCUGCCACUGACUGCAUGGACGGACUCCAGCAGGAAGCCACAUUAGAUGGAUGGGACUGGGAGCAUGCCUGGGUUUUGUUUAGAGUUCAUUUCUCACCGUUUCAUUUUUGCCAUCUCCACUGAUUUAUGUUCAGCCCAUGUGUGAACUCUGAACCGAGUGAGCAGUCAUUGUGGGUUUCGUUUGUAUUGUUGCAGUCACCUGCCUGCCUCCAUUCCUCUGAUUAUUUAUAUCAGUGCAUGUUAUUGUCCUUCCAAUAUAAUGUAUUGGAUGUAUGUAUCUGCCCAAAAUAUACUGUUAACUUUUUGUACAGUAUUACUUAUCUUGGGCUUGAAGGAGCAGAGUAAUUUGAAUAGCCUGUCUGUUGCUUGUAGUUUAGAAUAGCCUGUCUGUUGCCUGUAGUUUAGAAUAGCCUGUCUGUUGCCUGUAGUUUAGAAUAGCCUGUCUGUUGCCUGUAGUUUAGAAUAGCCUGUCUGUUGCCUGUAGUUUAGAAUAGCCUGUCUGUUGCCUGUAGUUUAGAAUAGCCUGUCUGUUGCCUGUAGUUUAGAAUAGCCUGUCUGUUGCCUGUAGUUUUAGAAUAGCCUGUCUGUUGCCUGAGUUUAAAAAAACCCUGUCUUUGCCUGUAGUUUAAAAUAGCCUGUCUGUUCCCUUUGUUUUAGAAUAGCCUGCCCCUGUUGCCCCUUGGGGUUUAGGAAAAAAUGUAGUAACCCAACCUUGUAGAGGGAAAAGACUCAGCUCAUUCAUGUAGUGAGCACCCCCAAAUAGAGUGUGUUUUUUGUGUUGUUGUUUUUUUUUUGCAGAGUCGGGGCCCAUCUCAGCCAACUGGUGGCUAACAGGCGGGUCUGGUCGGGGGGCUAAAUCAAAUCACCCCUAUGGACCCCUCCACGCCUCACAGAUCCGGUCGGACAGAGAGGGAAACGGGGGUUCUGGCAGUAGAGGUCAGGACCCGGGGGGCACGGGGGUCCGGGCCGUAGAGGUCAGGAGCAGGGGGGGCCCAUUUGGGGUCUGGCAUAAGGUCAUAAAGCAGGGAGGGCACUGGGGCCUGGAUUAGGGUCGGGAGCAGGGGGGGGGCACGGGGGCCCGGCGAAAGGGGUCAGGGGGGGGAGGGAAAACCGGGGGUUUUGGCAUAGGGGGCCCAGAGCAGGGAGGGCCCAACUGGGGUCUGGCAGUAAGGUCAGGAGCACUGGGGUCGGGCAGUAAGGUCAGGAGCAGGGAGGACACUGGGUCGGGGCAGUAGAGGCCCGGGAGCGGGGAGGGCACUGGGGUCUGGCAGUGGGAGGUUUCGGGAAAGCACUGGGGUCUGGCAGAAAGGGUCGGAGCAGGGAGGGCAUUUUGGGGGUCUGGCAUUUAAGGUCGGGAGGCAGGGGGGAAACUGGGGUUUUGGCAGAAAGGGGGUCAGGAAAAGGGGGGGCCCUUUGGGGUUUUUCAGUAGGGUCAGGAGCAGGGGGGGGGCCGGGGGUCUGGCAGAAAGGGGUUAAAACCACCGGGUUUAAAAAGAGAAACUGAGCCCAUCAAAAGGGAAAAAAUUCUUCCUUGCGCCUCCAACCCAAACCCGACACAAUCAGAAAACAACCCACCAAAAUUUGGAUUUUUAUAGGGGUUAAGUGACUGUUCAAGGGCACAAUAACUGGGGAUGGUUUCCUGGAUGUGAAACUGCUAAAUGGCAGCCUCUGACACCUGUCUGUGUGUCUCUGGUAUCUCCAGGGUUUCUUUGACAUCCAGUGGAUAACCUGUAUGCUGAGCCUGCUGUACUGAAGUGGAUCAAGGAGAACAUUGCAGAGUGGAAGACCUGCACUAUCGUCUCUCCCAGACGCAGGGGGGUGCCAAGAGGUUGAGACAGGACCAGAGUAGUCAAAAAAGCUUUUGGUCCGAGGGCUUUUGGCCAAAAGAAGAAAUUUGACAUCAGAGAGAGGGGGAGGAGACAGGAGAAAAUAAAUAGGAGUGCUUGGUAAGUAUGGGAACCAUUGUGCAUGCUAGACAACUGCUUCAAAAGCACCGCUACUGCUCAAGGACUUCAACUUGCUCUUACCUUAGGUGGUUUUACCCUUGAGCCAUGUCUUUCUUUAACUCUGCCUUAUCUGUGGAGAAAUGGACUUUAGAUUCACACGUUUGUGUGUCUAACUGCUCCUUCACACGAACACAUCUUUAAGCGAUAACAAUGGACUGACUUGGUGACUGUUGUGCCUCUGUGACUUGGCUGGCUCUUAACACUGUGUAUUGUAUUCUGUGUGACAGAGUGACCUCCAUAGCGGACAGGCUCAACGUGGACUUUGCUCUGAUCCACAAAGAGAGAAAGAGGGCCAACGAGGUGGAUCGCAUGGUGCUGGUCGGGGACGUCACGGACCGGGUAGCCAUCUUGGUGGAUGACAUGGCAGACACCUGUGGUACUAUAUGUCACGCGGCCGACAAGUAAGUAAAGUCUCACCUUAUGACCUUGACUAACCUUGACACAUGUAUCUAUGCCCAGGCAAUGGGUGUCUGGGCUGAAUCUUAACCAUACAAAAACAAAUAUUAAUUAUGAUCCUAUACAUUAAACUGGAUCUCUGAUUUGAAGUCAAGACCUUCGUAUUACAGAGCUGUGGAAAUACCCACCACUAUUUCACAUUUCACUUCUCCUUCAUCUAAAUGAGAGUCCUUGCAGCAAAAGUCAGUGUAUCCAAACAGGUAAAUGUGGCGGCGCUAUAAUCCCAAACAGUUUUUUAAGGAGAUCCUGUCCCUUCACCUUCAGGCUGAUCUCAGCUGGUGCUACCAAGGUGUAUGCCAUCCUGACCCACGGUAUCUUCUCUGGCCCGGCCAUCUCCCGCAUCAACAACGCCUGCUUCGAGGCUGUGGUCGUCACCAACACUAUCCCUCAGGAGGAGAAGAUGAAGACCUGUCCUAAGAUACAGGUCAGGGGUCACAGCACUGUCCUUUGAUACAGGUCAGGUGGUAUAUUACUAUCCUAAGAUGCAGGUCAGGGGUCACAGCAAUGUCCUUAUAUACAGGUCAGGUGGUAUAUAAAUAUCCUAAGAUACAGGUCAGGGGUCACAGCACUGUCCUUAGAUUUAGGGGUCAAAGGCUAUAUUACUGUCCUAAGAUACAGUUCAGGGGUUAAAGGUUGUAUUACUGUCCUAAGUUACAGGUCAGAGGUUAUAACAGGGUCAUUCACCUUAACAUAAUUAGACUGUCAUACUGUCCGAUAAUGUGACGGUAGUUUAAGCUGAAAUUCUGUUGUUGCUACUGUGAUGAUGUUUAACAACUAAGACAACGACAAGUAGUUUAAAUAAUCUUAUCACCUAAACAGUUUAAAUGGUAAAAUAAUUAAAAUAGUUCACUCUAUAAAUGAGAAAAAGCACAAUGUUUCUGUUUAUAAAUGGGAAAUAGUCUGACAUGUAUCCGGAUGUUUCAUGAACAUAGUUUAUUAUGGAUGAUGUGUUAUUAACCAUCUGUUUCUCCUGUAGGUGAUUGACAUCUCUAUGAUCCUGGCUGAGGCCAUCCGCAGGACCCACAACGGGGAAUCUGUCUCCUACCUCUUUAGCCACGUCCCCUUGUAA